AUGGGGAAAAUGGCUCAUAUGCAGAAUAUCAGACCACCGGGUGCUUUUCUUAGUGAUACUAAGAAGAAUCCAAAGGAUUGCAAGUCAGUCACCAUGAGGAAUGGCAGAGAACUUGAAGAAGUACACAUCAACAUACCUUUGGUGGAGUUUUUACAAGAAGUUCCAAGAUAUGCUAAGUAUAUCAAAGAUGUGGUUGCGAAUAAAAGGCGUUGGACAGAGUUUGAGACUGUUGCACUUACUGACGAGUGCAGUUCUAAAGUGAGGAGUAAAAUUCCUCCAAAGUUGAAAGAUCCGGGCAGCUUCACGAUUUCGAUUACCAUUGGAAACAUUGAAGUUGGGCUAGCAUUGUGUGAUUUGGGUGCUAGUAUUAAUAUAAUGCCCACCUCUGUGUUUCGAACGUUGGGCUUCGGUAAGCCUAGGCCAACCACUAUUACAUUGCAGCUAGCUGAUCGAUCUCUCGCUUAUCCUGAUAGUAUUAUUGAGGAUGUCUUUGUGAAGGUAGGCCCAUUUAUUCUGUCGGUCGAUUUUGUCAUACUUUAUUAUGAGGCAGAUAAGAGUGUUCUUCUCAUCAUGGAGAGAGGAUUCUUAGCUACUGUUGAUGCUGUGAUCCGAGUGAAAAAUGGGAAGAUGUCCAUGACAGUUGAUGGACAAGAGAGGACUUUUGAUGUGUUUAAAGCUACCAAGCUUCCAGCCCAUUAUGAGUAA
Lycium barbarum (goji berry) is the source of this 705-nucleotide messenger RNA. RefSeq lists its product as uncharacterized. Lineage: Eukaryota; Viridiplantae; Streptophyta; Magnoliopsida; Solanales; Solanaceae. Bases 1 to 705 code for a protein of 234 amino acids. The record is from RefSeq and is a predicted model, not a curated record. The transcript has 2 exons.